AUGCUAGCCCUCUUGCUUUUUCUAUUGGCUCACGCGUCCGCCGUGUACAUCGGCUGGCCCAUGAAUGAACAAUUGCCCAACGUGGCGCGUGUUGACCAACCCUAUCUGUUUACGCUUGCAUCGACAACUUACAAGUCGAAUGCUGGCGGCACCAUUUCCUACUCUGUGAGCGGCUUGCCCCACUGGCUUUCCUUCGACAGCCAGUCUCGCUCGUUUCUGGGCACGCCCUCACUGUCCGAUGUGUCGACAUUUGAAAUCACCUUGAAUGGCACAGACUCCGCCGACAAUUCGGUGAUAUCUCGCAACUACCUGAUGCUUGUAUCCAACAGCACGGGUCUUCGGCUUUCUGCCAACGAUGUUAUGUUUGUGGCUAUUGCGAAAUACGGCCAGACAAACGGUAAGGACGGCCUUGUUGUACGUGAAGGAGAGAACUUCUCCAUCCAGUUCUCUAAAGACGAUUUUCAACUAAACGAUAAUGCUGAAAUGCCUAUUAUAGCUUAUUACGGAAGAUCACUGGAUAGAACUUCCUUGCCUAAUUGGGUGUCCUUCGACGCAGACUCUUUGACCUUUUCUGGAACAGUGCCUAGAGUGACAUCUGAUAUCGCUCCAUCGAUAGAAUACGGCUUCAGCUUCAUUGCCUCUGACUAUUAUGGCUAUACGGGAGCAGAAGGCAUUUUCAAGCUUGUUGUCGGCGCUCAUCAAUUGAGUACUAGUCAGAAUGAAUCCUUGAAAAUCAAUGGUACUUUCGGCUCUGACUUCGACUACCUGGUUCCAAUUUUGUCUUCCGUGUACUUGGACGGCAACUUGAUCACUCGUGAUAACAUUUCAAAUGUCCACCUGGAUGAUUUACCCUCUUAUAUCCACUUUGAUGAUUAUCACUAUUCAUUGACGGGGACCUUUCCAAAUAAGUCUACAUUCGACAAUUUCACUAUUCUGGUUGAAGACGUUUAUGGAAAUGAAGUACAACUUCCUUACUCUUUUGAGUCAAUUGGCUCAGUAUUUACAGUCGACAAAAUUCCUGAUGUUAACGCUACGAGAGGCGACUACUUUCAAUAUCAGUUAAUGCGUUCAUUCUUCACGGAUUUUAAUGAUACCAAGAUCUCCGUAUCGAUUCCGGGGAACUCUACAUGGCUAACCUUCCAUCAAUCAAAUUAUACUCUUUUAGGAACUGUUCCUUCAAAAUUUGAGCUGGCCAUCGUCAAGGUUGAGGCAUCUUCGGACUUUGAUUCUGAGUCCCGCUCAUUUCAAAUCAAGGGCGUGGACAAGAGUUUGCACAAGUCAUCGUCUUCCUCUUCAUACUCGUCUGCAACUGCCACUUCAAGCUCUUCUUCGGAUGCUACAUCGUCGUCCGCCUCAUCAACGACUGCCUCGGCUGCUAUAUCGCAUGGUAAGGACAAAAACAAUAACCACAAGAAGCUUGUAUUGGGUUUGGCAAUCGGAGUGCCCAUUUUCGUUGUGUUAGUUGCGGUGUUACUCAUAUUUUUCUGUUGCUUUGCUCGUAAAAGAAAGGGGAGCUCCGACUCAGAAAAAUCUGUUGAAAAUGAGCCCGAACUCAAUGGUCCAGGUUUUGGCGUUACGCAUAAUUUAGAUGACCAUCAUGAAACCGCUCACCAACUUGGUGCCUUGCAUGCAUUGAAGAUAGACGAUGACGCGGACUCUAUGCUUUCCAGUGUCACACACGUUGACUCAGACCAAGAUAGCCACUAUUAUGACGCUGCUGAAAAGCCCAUGAAAUCAUGGCGAGCUAUGGACGACUCAGACUUGACAGACAUUAAAAAGCAAUUCUUAAUGGAACAGAAGCAUGCAUCUCUCUUUUCGCUGGAUACUGUCAAUACCUCUAAAUUGUUCUCUGUGAGACUAGUGGAUGACAACUCGAGAAGAGAAUCAGACUUAUCACUCGAGAACAGAAUUCUGUUCAAUUCAAAUUCAUCAGGGAAUUUCCAGAGACUUGAUAGUGACGGUAACAUUGUUGAGCACGGAUCUUCUUCACCGGUAAAAAGUAUGACCACAAGACCAACAUCACUUGGAAACAUUAAAGAAGAGGGACAUGAUGAACAUACGGGUGACAGCUUCUACAGCACGGCUAAUGAAUCAUCAAGCUAUAACCUCAUGGCUAAGUUUUUGAAUGGGGGAAGCCGAUCACCGUCGAAUUCUGACAUUGAAGUACAAAAUCAUGAGGAUUCUAGUGAGGAUUUCCAAGCCAUCAAGAAGUCAAUAGGUAAUCUUGAUUGGAAAAACUCUAAAGAUGCGUUGCUUACUUCCCCAAAUACCGAAUCAUUCUUCCUUGACCUGGAGGAUACCCCAAAGAACAAUCAUUCUUUGGCCACAAGCAAUCUUUACGCUCACAAUGCAUCUCGGACGUCCAUUCUUUCCGACUUUUCGGAUUCGAACAUCCUUGAAGCUGGAGGCAGAGACCCAAAAGCAAAACUAGUGAAUUUUACUAGAAAGGCUAGCUUGAAAGAAUCAGCGCAUCAGUCAAAUUUAAACCACCCUGGAGAGACAGCGCAAAUCCAUGAUGGCGACAGCGAAUAA
Clavispora lusitaniae ATCC 42720 is the source of this 2532-nucleotide messenger RNA. It is a transcript of the gene AXL2, whose product is annotated as Axl2p. The record is from RefSeq and is a predicted model, not a curated record. Gene Ontology annotation, molecular function: calcium ion binding. Lineage: Eukaryota; Fungi; Ascomycota; Pichiomycetes; Serinales; Metschnikowiaceae. Gene Ontology annotation, cellular component: membrane.